Molecule: messenger RNA, 1731 nt
Organism: Argentina anserina (silverweed cinquefoil)
Lineage: Eukaryota; Viridiplantae; Streptophyta; Magnoliopsida; Rosales; Rosaceae
Product: G-box-binding factor 1
Exons: 13
Coding region: 420-1490 (356 amino acids)
Biological process (GO): regulation of DNA-templated transcription
Cellular component (GO): nucleus
Molecular function (GO): sequence-specific DNA binding; DNA-binding transcription factor activity
Source: RefSeq, a predicted model, not a curated record
CCCCCCUUCUCAUUAUUCACUCAGACUCUCAGUCCCGUCUUUCCAACAACGACAACUACAACAAAAAUCGAACUGAGCUCAGAAGAAACAGACACGGCCACCUAGGUGUUCCUUCCUUCUCUCUCAAAUUCUUAGCCGUUGAUUUCUUCAAGUGGUUCCACCUGGACUUCCACCUCACUCUUCCUAACUCCAUGAAACCAGAACAUUAGUUGAAAUUGGAUAAGAUUGGGGUGUUUGAUUAGAUUGGUAAAGUUUGAGCUUUUGGGGAUCAAAUCUGUUGCUGAAUAGUGCAAUUUGAGAGGGAUUUUUCAGUCUUUUACUCUUUUUACAAUUUGGGUUCAAUGUAAUAUGGGGGAGGUCUUCAGUUGCAGCAUCCAAAUUUGAUUUCGGGUACAGUAAUGAUUUGGUUUGGCUAAUUAAUGAGAGGAGAAACAGCUGAGUCAAUUGAAAUGGGGACAGGGGAAGAGGGCACACCCUCUAAGCCUUCCAAACAAUCUUCAACUGCUCAGGAAAUACCAGCACAGCCUUCGUAUCCUGAUUGGUCCAGCUCUAUGCAGGCUUAUUAUGGUGCUGGAGCUGCUCCACCGCCCUUUUUCGCAUCCUCUGUUGCUUCGCCGGCGCCACAUCCGUAUAUGUGGGGAGCACAGCAUCCUAUGAUGCCGCCUUAUGGAACUCCAGUUCCGUACCCUGCCAUGUAUCCUCCAGGUGGAGUUUAUGCUCAUCCGGGUAUGGUCACGACGCCUGCCUCUGUACCGCCAGCAAAUCCAGAAUCAGAAGGGAAGAGCACAGAGGGAAAAGAGCGAGCUUCUGCCAAAAAACCAAAGGGUGCUGCAGGAAGUACAGGCUUGGUUAGUGGCAAAGCUGGGGAGGGUGGAAAAGCAACUUCUGGUUCUGGCAAUGAUGGUGCUUCACAAAGUGCUGAAAGUGGUAGUGAGGGUUCAUCAGAUGGGAGCGAGGAGAAUGGUAACCAUCAGGACUAUGGUGCGAACAAGAAGGGAAGCUUUGACAAGAUGCUUGCAGAUGGAGCGAAUGCACAAAAUAACACGGGUUCAGUGCCUGGGAAGCCAGUAGUUUCUAUGCCUGCAACUAGUCUGAAUAUGGGAAUGGACUUGUGGAAUGCCUCCCCUGCUGGUGCUGGAAGUGCAAAAAUGAGAGGAAAUCAAUCUGGAGCCCCAUCAGCUGUCGGUGGUGACCAUUGGAUUCAGGAUGAACGGGAACUGAAAAGACAGAAACGGAAGCAGUCGAAUAGGGAGUCUGCAAGGAGGUCAAGAUUGCGAAAGCAGGCGGAGUGCGAAGAGCUACAAAAAAGUGUACAAGGACUGACCAAUGAGAAUCAUGGCCUUAAGGAUGAGCUGCAAAGGCUCUCCCAGGAAUGCGAGAAGCUUGCGUCUGAAAAUUCUUCUAUAAAGGAAGAGUUGACACGAUUAUGUGGACCGGAUUUAGUAGCAAACAUUGAACAUCAAUCUCGUGGCAGUGAGGGUAACAGUUGAGAUGGCACUGGUCUCCCUAUGUAGUAACAGAUUUUUAUUGAGCUCUGGAACCGUGACCCUCACUUUAGUUGAGUGUAGAACAUUUGUUAUCUUAUACUAAUUUAUACGCUUAACCCUGCUCUGUAACUGUAUCGUUUAUUUAUGAACUGUUGACUGAGUUGGGUCCUAGAUGGAGCAACCAUGGCGAUUGUUGUAUCAUUGGAAAAGAGUAUAUAAUAGAUAACUUCCAUCUUGUCUUUCA